Caenorhabditis sp. 36 PRJEB53466 is the source of this 2083-nucleotide messenger RNA. The record is from the annotation of a GenBank genome assembly. Lineage: Eukaryota; Metazoa; Nematoda; Chromadorea; Rhabditida; Rhabditidae.
AUGAACGGAAGGUACGAUCACGUAAGCAGAAGCUCGUCGACUUUCCACUCGCCUCAGGUUUGUCGGGGAAAACGAAUUUGUGUGUUGGGAAAAAAAUCGGGGGAAAAAAAAAAUAGUGUCCAAAAAUGCCGCACUUCCUCUUCCUCUCCAUCAUUUUUUUGCGCGCGCGCGCGGCCAAGGCGUGUGUCAAAAAAAAGCGAGUGCAUAAUAUAUACUUUGAAAUGUAUACAUCCCGCCAUGCUUCGGGGGGAGAACAUAAAAAGAACACACAGACUUUUUCGUUUUUCCGCGCAUUUUCCUCUCCGAAUUUCGCUUGUUCUCUCACUUCCUUCCGUUUCCUACUCUCUCUCUCUCUCUCUCUCUCUUCUUCUUCUUUUUCCUUGCCAACCAAACAACUUACUACUACUACUACAACUAAUCUAGACAACUCUCGACUUUUCCCCCAACUAUUGUAGUAUUCCUAGAAAAAGAUGAAAAGCGCGGAGUUCAACGACGAUUCCGAUCUGGAGAGCUAUUUGGAAGGAUCGGUUUGGUCGGAGAAACCGUCGGCGAAAGAGAUGCACUUUUCGACGGGCCCUCCCGAGCCGAUCAGCGUGUUUCCCAGUGCGUCGCACACGAAUAUGGCGCUCGGAUAUCCGGCCAACACGCGCGAGACUGUCUUUCCGUAGUUUGCGCCCGCGCAUCUCACAAUUUGAUGAUUGCCGUUUCAGAAGUUAUGGUGUAGUGUCUACUCUCGAUCCGUUUCUCUUUUCCAAGGUACAUUCUUUGCUCUGUUAGGGCUUUUAGGCCAUAAAUUGAGAAUUCUAGGCCACCACUUGACAAAUACCGGUUGCCACGCUAUUUACCACUUGUAAAGUUGAUUUUCGCCAUUUUAAGCCUGACCUAUGCUCUAUAAUUCAAUUUUGAAGCGAAUUAUGACCUGUAAAAGUUCAAUUGGAUUUCUAGGCCAUCUAGAGGAAAUUCUAGGCCACCACUUGACAAAUAAAAUUGUACAACCUCGUCCUGAUCAUUCUAGGUUGGAUUUUAUCGAAUUUCUAGGCCUCGACCUAGAACUUUCCCUCUCUUUUCUCUUCUUCCGACUCUCGGUCCCCAUUCGAGUUGUGGACAAUACCGGUUGUCUCCCCCAAACGGCUGGACUAGACAAAUAAAUUCAAAAAAGUGUGUUGUCCGGCAAUGCACGUACUACGCGACCUUUCACACGCACUUUUGACUCAUAAAAAUGGGCAGAAUGGGAGAAUGGGGGGAUUACGGUAGGUUGCACUUUUCAAUCGGCUCUUUUUGGGUUUCAGGGUGUGGCUGUAGGGCGGCAAAAACUUGAGAACCGAGAGUCGGCGAUUCAAAAAAUCAUCGUUUUUGCAGGCGUCGCGUCGUCCGAAAUCGCCGGGACCGGUGGCCGGAGCCGGAGAGAUCACAAACACCGCGCACGGCUUCACAAUCGAGUUGGACGUGUUUCAGUUCGCUGCGGAAGAGAUCAAGAUUGUGCUGACCGACGAUAUGCUCAGCAUUUCCGGCGAACGCUUCGAGUACACCGGCGACGGACAGACGCUCCGACGCAGCUUUGAGAGGUGACAAUUCUAGGCCAGCACUGAGAAAAUAUCGGUUUCUACGAUAUUUUCCUCAAGAUUCGGAUCAUUUUUAUCGAAACCAGGGGUCUGUAGGUGAAUUUUAAAGCGAGUUGUGACAUGCCAAAGUUUAGUUGGAAUUCUAGACCAUCAUACCGAUUUUCAUGAGCCUCCACAAAAUGUAGCUGAGAAUUGGAGCGAAUCUAAGGAUUUGUAGCUUAAUUAUAAAGUCUGUUUGGGUUUCUAGGCCAGCAAAUACACCCCCACUAUUAUCGUCUUUUGCAGAAAGUACUCGAUUCCGGAAGACGUGCAUCUCGACACGAUCCGAAGCCAUCUGACCAACGCGGGAGUGCUUGUUAUCAACGUAAGUUUUUGAAAUUGGGUUUUGCACCCAUUCCCUAUAAAAACCGUACUUUGAGGGCUCUCGAAAAGGAUGGCGCGAGACGAGCAUCUCCACGCACCGCCCGGCAGCCUAUCAGAAGACUACGGGCAGAGCGGGAAGCGUCAUUUCGACCGUCUAG